AUGACGCUGCCUAGCUUACUGGGGUGGAUUGCUGUGGCACGUGUGGGCGUGUAUGCGCAGGCGCGGGAGCAGUGGCAAUGGCGCUUCAGGCUGCCAGGCAGCACCUCCCUCCUGAGUUCCACAUCAAAUGGGGCUGUUUUGCAACCCCUCACCUCUGAGAAGCUGCGGCUUUUACCUGCGAGGGUCUUACUGGGUCAUGGCCAGGUGCUGGUCCACUCCUGGGAACGUUUACGAGACUGUGCUGCUGCCAAAGACCAGAGACUGCGGCUGGGAGCAAGCCCGCCCCAGAAAAAUACCAGCGAAUGUGGUUGUUUUCCAGAGUCCACUGGAACUUCUGCCUCUGGGGUGGCUUCCCAGCAGCAAAUGUCCUCCCAGCAGGGGAACUACCUUUGCCUUGUGGCCCGAAGACCCCUCAGACCUUGUUCUCUGCACCUGGGGAUUCGCCCUUCCCACCAGAGCACUGCCAGCAUCUCUCCCCCACUACUUCUCUGCAAGGGGUGGAAUGCUUAUCCAAGUGCUUGGAAUCCCAAGAUCAUGGAUUGGUCAACUACUAAGAACCUGGAGUGGUCUACGAAACUCAGGAUGUGGGUGGAAGCACGUGUGCUGCUUGCAAGCCUAGCGAAGUAAAAGGACUUCUAUCUCCAGCCUGGCACGGGAAGCAUAGAGGUCUCUAUACGUGGAAAGAAUGAGGUGGGACUGAGACAUCUCAUCACACCAGACCGGGGCAACAGCAUCACAGCUAUUCUGCUGAUGUAAGAACAAAAUUAAAUGUUUUUAAGCUAUUUACUGAGUUUGAAUGUUGUUCGUGAUGCUGCAAUUUGUGGCAAUAGCUAACUGAUGCAAUUAGGCUCUAAAUUGUUCCUCCACUGAGUUUACUUAUUGAGUUGAUGUCAUAAGAUUUAAUGCAUAUUGUUUCAAUAUAAUAAAUGCUUAUUUUCUCUCCUUGCCUA
Suricata suricatta (meerkat) is the source of this 950-nucleotide messenger RNA. RefSeq lists its product as uncharacterized. The record is from RefSeq and is a predicted model, not a curated record. The transcript has 5 exons. Lineage: Eukaryota; Metazoa; Chordata; Mammalia; Carnivora; Herpestidae. The coding region runs from base 1 to 627 and encodes 208 amino acids.